AAAGUUUUAUUUUCAAUUAACAUAAAAUUUUUGUUUGUUCAAAUUUGUUUAAGACAAAAGUACAAAUGGAUUCAUCUUUAACAUUAGAUAUCUUUAAAAAAUACCUAUUUCUGCCACAAAGAGUUCUCGUCAGUUUCUUUGGAUUUUUGGCAAUUGUUAAUGCUUUUAUAAUGAGCCAUGUUACAGAGAUAUUUUUGGACCCAAUAAGAAUUCCCCACAAUAAUCAUUCAACUGAAAAAGCUGAAAUAUUAAUGAUUUUGAAAAGACGGUUGAAUUUUACAUCUCAUAGAAAAGGAGGAUUAUGGAAACAAAAAUUGUGGAUAAGCAAACAUGCUCGGGAAGACCCAUAUAUUUUCGCUUUUUAUAUCGGUUUCUUAAUAACUCAUAUACCAGGAGCUUUAAUAGCAGAAAGUUAUGGCGGCAAACGGGUGUUAAUUAUAACCUUGACCAUUAUGUCAUUUAUUACUCUUGCAACGCCUAGUUUGGUAAAUCAAUAUGGUGUUAAAGGUUUACUGAUCCUACGCAUAAUGCUAGGAUUAAGUGAGGGACCUUUAUUCCCUGCUGUGUGUUGUAUGAUAUCUAGAUGGAUACCAUCUCAAGAGAGGGGAUCAUUGGCUACUGUUGUCUUAAGUGGAGGUCAAAUUGGUAUAUUAAUUGUCCAUCUUUUGUCUGUUGUCCUAUAUACACAUAUUAGAUGGACUUUUGUCUUUUACAUACUUGGCGCUAAUGUCUUACUAUUGUGUAUUUGUUUUAUUUAUUUUGUUUUGAUAAUCACGAUUUAAAUCCCUAUAUUAAGUCAUCCGAAAAAGUCUAUCUUCAAGAAUCAAUUUCGUACUUAAACUUUGAGGGUUUACUUACUUGCUCACAGUCCUUGGCGACAGAUAUUAUCAAGUCCACAUAUGUGGGCUUUAAUAUCUGCCACCAUGGAACAUGCUUGGAAUCUGUCAACAAAUGUUAACAAUAUUAAACGCAGCUAAUCCUGUUUACU
Messenger RNA from Lucilia sericata (common green bottle fly), 988 nucleotides. Its product is annotated as sialin-like. Gene Ontology annotation, biological process: monoatomic anion transport; transmembrane transport. Bases 66 to 782 code for a protein of 238 amino acids. The record is from RefSeq and is a predicted model, not a curated record. The transcript has 3 exons. Lineage: Eukaryota; Metazoa; Arthropoda; Insecta; Diptera; Calliphoridae. Gene Ontology annotation, molecular function: transmembrane transporter activity.